Tribolium madens (black flour beetle) is the source of this 2333-nucleotide messenger RNA. RefSeq names its product dnaJ homolog subfamily B member 6-B (gene mrj). Gene Ontology annotation, cellular component: nucleus; cytoplasm. Bases 915 to 1745 code for a protein of 276 amino acids. Lineage: Eukaryota; Metazoa; Arthropoda; Insecta; Coleoptera; Tenebrionidae. The transcript has 7 exons. Gene Ontology annotation, molecular function: protein folding chaperone; Hsp70 protein binding. The record is from RefSeq and is a predicted model, not a curated record.
UCUAGGGAUUUUAGGCGCCAGUUUGGUACCAUGACACGACUUGCUAUCAUUUACAACCAAGAAGGUCAUGAAACAUGACAUUAUGACAAACAUUACAUAAUGUGUCUCCUAGACGAUACUUUUGCACCAACUUAUUAAAAACGCAUCAUGCAGUCACACCAACUGGCCUUCAAAUUGCCUCAACUAUAACAAUUUCUAAAAAUAAUUUCAUUAUUCUCCAGUCGUGACUUAUCAUUUUUUGAGGUUUAAUUUACAAGUAGUCAGAUUGUGACGUUAGUAAUUUGCAAGCUUGUUUGCGGUUGUGUACCCAAAAACGCUCCAACUAACUGUUGCCAAUUUAAUGAGUCUGUUUCCACCAAAAACGCGGAAUCGUUUGUGUAAACUACCUGGCAUUGUAAUUACGAGUCAUUGACCCGUAGGUGGCGCCCUUUGGGCGCUACUUUUGAAAGCGAAAGUCUGCAAUGUGCAUGCAAAGCAGUGAGUCAUUAGGUUGGUAAUUAUGAUAUUCUAAAUAAUCAAACAAGCGAAUUCUUUCUCUUUCGCGUCARAGUAYCUUCAGGGUCGUGUUGCGUACUGUUAUAUAAAAGUAAUUAGACGAUUUUUAACAAGAACCUUCAUCUGUGCGAAAUAAACAAAACAAUUUCGAUAAUAAUCGUGAAACGUGUUCACUCUAGUGGAACCGCGUUAUGAAAUCUCUAUUAUUACGGUGAAAAAGCGGUCAGUGAUUGAUUCGGAACGCUCCCAUUUCGAUUUGAAUUUGUAAUUUUGAUCGAGAGUGCUAUGUGACAAAAUUCAAAAUUGCGAGUCGUUUCGAUACGACUGUCAUAAAAUUUCUCAUUGCUGCUUUUCUGAUGUGUAUUGUUUCGACGUAAUCUUCCGUAAAGCUGGGGCAUAAGGACGCCAGUGGCACCAAAAUGGUGGACUACUAUAAAGUCCUCGAGGUGUCAAAAAACUCAACGACAGCAGAAAUUAAGAAAGCUUACCGUAAAUUGGCUCUAAAAUGGCAUCCCGACAAGAACCAAGACAACAUCGAGGAGGCCACAAAGAAGUUCAAGGAGAUCUCCGAAGCGUACGAAGUACUUUCCGACGAUUCGAAACGAAAAAUUUACGACAACCGCUCGAAUAGGUCUACAAGUACAAGAACGAGGUCCUACAGGAGUCACUUUGACACUCAUACCCCCUUUCAUCGUUAUUUCGACAAAAAGCGUCGAAUGUACGACCAGUACGGCAAAGAGGGGCUSAUCAACGGUGGCAGUCGUAGUCGCAGUCGCCACGAWGACGAAUUYGACUUUGGUGGUUUCGGUUUCUUCACUUUCAGAGACCCGGAGGACGUUUUCAGGGAGUUUUUCGGGGGUUCGACMCUCGCCGACUUAUUCGGAGAUUUUCACGAUCACGGACAUAGAGAUCGGCGACGGAAUAGGCAUUCGCAUCCGCAAAACGCGCUCAGUUCGAGUUUAUUCAGCCCGUUUGGGGUGAGUCUGGGGGGUAGUUUCAUGGACGAUUUUUUCAAUACGGGCCAUGGGGGGUUCACUUCGUUCAGUACCAUAAAUAGUACGUUUACGAACGGGGCGGGGGGCACAGCUAACGUCAAAAGGACGUCGACGUCGACGCGCUUCGCCAACGGGAAAAAGAUCACCACGAAGAAGGUGUACGAGAACGGGAGGGAGACGGUGAUGACGUACGAGAACGACAUCCUCAAAUCGAAGACUGUGAAUGGGGUUCCUCAGAGUCUAACAUACAGUUAAACACACUGGCAUGGUACUUGCAAAAUUAGAAGAAUCUACAAUUUAUGUGAUCUUGAUGUUGAUCGAUUUCUGGCCACGCAGUGUUGCCAAAUUGUCAGUGUGUGUAUUAAAGACUUCUUGCAACUGGUUUCAAGUUUUUUUUAUUCAGUUGUACAAUAAAUAUUAUGAUUCUGUUUUCAGAAUUUUUGUAGUAUCUUAAUUUUUAAUAAGAUGUUAUGAUGAUGUAAGAAUUGUCGAGGUUUUUACAUCAUUACAGUUUAGGUUAGGUAGAGAUAGGAAUUGACGCUCUUGAACGAGAGGUGCUCAGGAUGAGUUGUUUAGUUACUAGUUUCAUUUUUGUCAUGUGAAAAAGUUCGGUUUUUGUUUCGUUUUUGCCAAGACUGCUCAUUUUUUUAUUAAGCUUGUCUCAAGGGAAUUAACCUGGAGGAGAUAUUUUGUAAUAUGCAACCUUAAUUUUAGUUUAAUCUUAAUUUGCUAGUUCUUUCCCAAGCACUUACUAUUACUGUUAAGUACACAAAUGAUUAUAUUAUUAAUGUGUGCUUAGAGAUGUACAGUCACAGUGUUAGAAAAAAUAWAAUAUAAACGAUU